Hyla sarda is the source of this 7121-nucleotide messenger RNA. RefSeq names its product zinc finger MIZ-type containing 1 (gene ZMIZ1). The record is from RefSeq and is a predicted model, not a curated record. Gene Ontology annotation, molecular function: zinc ion binding; SUMO ligase activity. Lineage: Eukaryota; Metazoa; Chordata; Amphibia; Anura; Hylidae. Gene Ontology annotation, biological process: regulation of transcription by RNA polymerase II; protein sumoylation. The coding region runs from base 673 to 3915 and encodes 1080 amino acids. The transcript has 26 exons.
CUAUGUAAUUUGACACUUCAACUUACUGUGCUCCCUGCUAGUUGAUUCACUUACUCACCCACUAACACUGAGCUCCUUUUACUGUCUGUGGGCUAAAAAGGGACGGAAAGCGCCAGGAAUAAGGGGGAGGAAGUGCAGUGCCAGGCUGAGCUGUGCCCACCACACCAGGGGAUAUUGUGCAUGUGCUGACGGGGCUGCCACAUUGCCCGCUCUCCUGCCUUCAGCUGCUUUCAAUAAAUGAAGGAAAUUAAUGUGACUGUCUAGGACCUGGUCAGCCAAUAAGAACAUUGGAUUACACUGCAAACCAGAAUAAAGUGGCUUGUAAAACAUAAAAAGAAGUUUUUGUGAGGAUUCCAAGCAGAAGUCUUUAGACAUACAUUUUGUUUCUGCUGUUAGUUUGCAAGACUCCAGAAGCCAUCAAUGUAGGGGCCGGAAAAAUACAGUUUUUAAUGAAUACAGUCACCUUGAUGCCCAAAACUGGAUUCACAUGAUUCACAAAGACAAGAGCAGGGCAGAAAGACAAGGAACGCUCUCCUUUAUUUGAGAAUGGAUUUAGACAAGUGAAAGACGAAAAGCAAGCACUAAAAGCCUGAAGGGAAAAAGUGCAUUGGGAAAUGCAGGUUUGAUGAUCUUUCAUGGCUUUCAGGUAGAAGCUGAGCGGACGUAGUCAGAAUGAACUCUAUGGAUAGGCACAUCCAGCAGACUAAUGACCGUCUGCAGUGCAUAAAACAGCACUUACAGAAUCCAGCAAAUUUCCACAAUGCAGCUACAGAGCUCUUGGACUGGUGUGGAGAUCCUCGAGCUUUUCAAAGACCCUUUGAACAGAGCCUCAUGGGUUGUUUAACGGUGGUUAGCAGAGUAGCGGCACAGCAAGGCUUUGACCUGGACCUUGGAUACAGACUACUUGCUGUAUGUGCGGCCAACAGAGACAAGUUCACUCCCAAAUCAGCUGCUCUCCUUUCCUCGUGGUGUGAAGAACUGGGAAGGCUGCUUCUUUUGCGCCACCAAAAGAGCAGACAGAACGACCCCCCAGGCAAAAUCCCCAUGCAGCCCCCCAUGAACUCUUUGACCUCCAUGAAACCAUCCCUGUCUCAUGGCGAUGGAUCUUUCCCUUAUGACUCCGUCCCUUGGCAGCAGAAUGCAAGUCAGCCCCCAGGUUCUCUCUCAGUGGUCACUACAGUUUGGGGGGUCACAAACACUUCUCAAAGCCAGGUACUUGGGAACCCAAUGGUUAAUGCAAAUAAUCCAUUAAACCCAGCUGCCAAUCCCAUGGCAUCUGGAAUGAACAGCAAUAGCGCUGGCAUGAAUUCCCCGCAGUUUGCUGGGCAACAACAGCAAUUUUCCUCAAAGGCAGCGUCCAGUCAGCCGUACAUGCAGCAAGGCAUGUAUGGUCGUCCAAACUACCCAGGGGGUGGUGGAUUUGCAGGGAGCUAUCCUGGUGGACCCAAUAACCCUUCAGGAAUGGGCAUGCCCCCUCAUACACGACCCCCUACAGAUUUUACCCAGCCUGCGGCAGCGGCUGCAGCUGCUGCUGUUGCUGCUGCAGCUGCUACGGCUACCGCCACAGCAACAGCUACAGUGGCAGCACUACAGGAGACGCAGAACAAGGACAUGAACCAGUAUGGCCCAGUGUGUUCCUCUUUCCAGAUGGGUCCAGCCCAGGCCUACAACAGUCAAUUCAUGAACCAACCUGGCCCACGAGUCCCCUCUGCUAUGUCAGGGAAUAUGAACCCAGCUGGAAUGGGUCCCAACAUGGCACCUUCUAACAUGAGUGGUCCUCCAAUGGGGAUGAAUCAGCCACGGCCUGGCAUGAACCCUUUUGGAGCUCACGGUCAAAGGAUGCCUCAGCAAAGUUAUCCUGGACCCAGGCCUCAGUCACUGCCUAUGCAAGGCAUGAAAAGGCCUUACCCAGGAGAGCCCAAUUAUGGUAGCCAGCAAUAUGGACCAAGCAGUCAGUUUCCAAAUCAGCCUGGGCAGUACCCAAGCCCCAAUCCUGCCAGACCCAUGACAUCUCCAAACUACCCAGGCCAAAGGAUGACAGGACAACAGAAUGCUGGACAAUACCCUCCGCCCAGUGUGGCCAUGGGGCAAUAUUACAAGCCAGAGCAGUUUAAUGGACAAAAUAACAACUUUUCUGGGAGCGGCUACAAUAGCUAUAGCCAAGGCAGUAUGAACGGGCCCUCCAGGCAGGGUCCCGUUGGUAACUACCCUCACUCGCCUGUUCCUGGAAACCCAACACCACCUAUGACUCCUGGCAGUACUAUCCCACCAUAUUUGUCUCCCAGUCAAGAUGUCAAGCCUCCAUUCCCCCCAGACAUCAAGCCAAACAUGAGUUCCUUACCUCCACCACCAAAUGCAAAAGGGAAAGUUCACGCUUUCUCUCCUUCUUCGAUCUCAGCCAGCCACACGGACGAACUCCGUCUAACAUUUCCUGUUCGGGAUGGAGUAGUAUUGGAGCCUUUCCGGCUGGAGCACAACCUCGCUGUCAGCAACCAUGUGUUUCACUUACGGCCGACCGUCCAUCAGACCCUCAUGUGGAGGUCUGACUUGGAGUUGCAAUUCAAGUGCUACCAUCAUGAAGACAGACAGAUGAACACUAACUGGCCUGCAUCUGUACAAGUUAGCGUCAAUGCCACUCCUCUUACUAUUGAGCGGGGUGACAAUAAGACUUCCCACAAACCUUUGCACCUCAAGCAUGUUUGCCAGCCGGGCCGCAAUACAAUCCAGAUAACCGUCACUGCCUGUUGUUGUUCGCACUUGUUUGUGCUGCAGUUAGUUCAUCGGCCUUCAGUUCGUUCCGUUCUGCAGGGUUUAUUGAAGAAAAGGCUGCUCCCAGCUGAACACUGUAUUACAAAAAUAAAAAGAAAUUUUAGCAGUGUGGCAGCUUCAUCUGGGAAUGCAGCUUUAAAUGGGGAGGAUGGAGUAGAGCAGACCGCCAUCAAAGUCUCUUUGAAAUGCCCAAUCACGUUUAGGCGGAUUCAGCUGCCUGCAAGGGGUCAUGACUGCAAACACGUACAGUGCUUCGACCUAGAAUCCUAUCUUCAGCUAAAUUGCGAACGAGGAACGUGGCGGUGUCCUGUAUGCAAUAAAACGGCUCUUUUAGAAGGCCUCGAAGUAGACCAGUACAUGUGGGGUAUCCUGAAUGCAAUACAGAACUCAGAAUUUGAAGAAGUAACCAUAGACCCCACUUGCAGCUGGAGGCCGGUACCGAUUAAGUCAGAGAUACACAUCAAGGAUGAUCCAGAUGGGAUUCCCUCUAAGAGGUUUAAGACUAUGAGUCCCAGUCAGAUGAUUAUGCCCAAUGUAAUGGAAAUGAUUGCUGCAUUAGGGCCUGGCCCCUCACCUUAUCCAUCACUGCCACCUCCACCAGGUGGCGGUAACUCCAACGAAUAUGUUGGACAAGGAAAUAAUUAUCAAGGUCAUGGUAACUUUGACUUUCCCCAUGGAGCACCUGGUGGAACAACUAUGAACGAUUUUAUGCAUGCACCCCAGUUAUCUCAUCCACCUGACAUGCCCGGUGGUAUGUCUUCGCUGGACAAACCUCUAAGCCACUCCAUGCAGGACUCUAUGCCUCAUGUAGGAAAUUCUGAGCAGCCUCAUGGCUCAAUGCCUCAGGGCUUACACCCUCCUCACCCAGGUAGCCAGCCUGGGCAGCCUUUACACCACGGUGGACCAGCACCUCAACCUCGACACCCACCACAAGCUGCCAACCAUCCACAUGGGGACAUGGGCUUUAACCCUUCGUCUGUGUUAGAAGGUCAGCCUGGUGGACAAGGACCUCCAGAUAUGCCAGAGCCAUCGCUGGAUCUGCUUCCAGAGCUUACUAAUCCAGAUGACCUUCUUUCCUACCUGGAUCCUCCAGAUCUACCAAACAACAGCAACGAUGACCUUCUCUCACUGUUUGAGAACAACUAAACUGGAGCUGUUUCUCCAUUCCCUAGCCCAUAAAACAGCCAGUCAGGACACACAAAGGCAGGCACAAUUCUGGAAACUCCAACCCUUUAUCCUUUAUGUCUGCCUUCCGGUGGUCUUGCAUCUGCAUUUGUCUCGGACUGAUGCGCUUUAAGUGACGCUGCUACAAGGCAACAAACAGCUUGGGGCUCCCUUUAGAUCUCUCACGUGGUGCUUCCUGGUUUUCCCAUCCUGAGGUUGAUAAAUGGGAAACUUUGAAGACAAAGUCCUCACUAGGCAGAUUGAAGAGGUGGUGGAGAUUAAACGCAAGACGCAUGACACCUCCUGAUGCCUAGUGCUAACCCCCUUUCCCACACCACCACCAGUCUCACACCAGCUGGAGAAGAACCUAAUCAUGUAAUUGGGAGAAAGAUUUAACAAACACACACACACCCACACACAAAGCACAAAGUUCCUACGAGGUGUUAAGGGUAAGACAUCUUGCUCACACCACACACAAGUGCUGCCACAGAGGACAGCCUCCUCGAGGGUCUCCUACAUCUUUGGUUCGCUGCCAGAAUACAUUUCCUCCGGUUUUUAUUGCAGCGUUUUUAACGAAAAUUCCCAUGCCCUUGGUCAGACGUUUCCUAAAUGCACAGACUAAACUCUCAACAGCAUGGAAGCUAUAGGGACAACAUGGCCUGAUAUUAUAUCCAGGAACUGGGCUGUCCAUCUAGACUUUAUCUCCUUUUGUUUGAUUUGUUUUUUGUUCUAAGCUGCAACAAGGGGCAUUGAUGUUGGUUUAAUAAAGCAGCUUAAAGGUUCUGUUUUGUUUUGUUUUUAAACCAUUUUGCUUAACCUAAGAAGACUGUUACACAAUAACUGGCCUUUUUUAUCUGCCUCGUGAUUAUUUUAAUUUUAAUAUAAACCCACAUAUGAAAUAAUGUGUGUAAUUUGUGCAAUCUUCUUUCCCAGACACUUCGUGGUCACGUAACCUUCUAGAGGUGUGGGGGUGGGGGUCAAAAUGCAUGAGUCUGACCCAGUUUCUGUGCUUCUGGUGUGUUAAUGCUGCUUGCUUCUGUAAAACUGUUGUUAUAUUUGUACAGAAGUGCAUGUGUGCCAAUCAAUGUUACUUACUUUGUCUUUGUUCACUUUUUUUUCACCUUUUUCCUCCUUUGCUGGCCCGCUGUAUAAAUAAAAAGGGUAUUUAGCCUCUCGCAGAUCACUUUAGCAUAAGAAGGCUUCAAGGAAGACUUUUCUUCUUGCCUUCUUUGCAAGCGAUUCCCUCCUUGCUCCUUUUCCGUGUACCAGCUCUGCCACCUUAUGUCCUCUUUAUAAUAUUCAUUCAUUUUUUUUUGUUGCCUGUGUGUUAUGCUUGUACAGAUAUGACUGACACACCAAACAAUCCUAUUUUGUUGAAUGUUGGUUUUCCUUUUUUUUUUUUCUUUCUUUCUCUACCACCAAAGUUGUAUUUUGUAAAUUUUUUUUAUUUAACAAAAAAAAAAAAAAAAAAUGGAGAAGAAAAGGUGGGAGGGCAAAUUGAUAAUUUACCCUUUUUUGUUUCCCUUCUAGCAGUUUGAAAUUCCUGACAUUAUUUUAUUAUUUUUGUGUCUUGUGUAGAAAUUUAGGCUUUUAUAAAUGCAUCUCCACGUUUUGUUUUUCUUUUUUUUUCCUUUUCAUUUUCUAAAUUCCGGUGUCUUAGUAAGGUAAGAUGGCAGCACACAAUGCUGUUCAUAUGCAAUUAAAAUAUUGUAAAUAUGUUCAAAAUUUUUAGAAAUAUGUGUUGCUUAGUGACAUGGUCUGUUCUUAUGCAGUUUCUUUUUUUUAUAAUGCCAAGUCCAUGUGACACAUCCCCCUCUCCCCCAGCCUUUUCACCUUAAUUUUACAGCUCUAUUUGCAGUGAUAUUAUUUCUCCUCUAGAGACGUCUCCAGCUGCUGUGGAAGUGAAGGGGUUACGCUAAGUUAUAAGGCUCUUGUAUUUAUAUAAAAAAAAAGAUGGCGAAUUUGCUUGUACCCAAAAAGGACACAAAUGUAAUUAAGUACCUGCUGUAAAAUAAUGGGACUGAUAGGUAGGUAUAGGACAUUGGCUUUCCAUUUUAUCCCUCUUACACCUUACAAUUAGACUGACAAUUACUCUAAAUUAUUCUAAAAUCAUAUUCAAUUAUUCUAAAAUCAUUUUUUUUCAUUCUAUAAUUCUGUAUUGCCUAUAAGGCUAAAGCAUAUUUUAUGCAAUGUCACCUUAAAUUAAUGAAAAGGUAUGCCUACCCUAAAACACCUUUUGCAUUGUUGUUUCAUAUGCAGCAGUACAAGCCAAAAUGAUAUGCUAAAAUGAAAGAAGUAAAAGUGGAGCAGUUCUCAAGGCUGUUUUUUGCAACUGGAAAAAAAAGUUAACCCAUUCACUUUGAGGAGGGGGAAAGGGAUGAUGGCAUUGCCAGCUUAUGCUUAGCCCUUUGGGGUCUGGGCAGGGUUAAAGGACUUCACACACUCUAUGUAAAUAAUGUAUAUGAGCAGUAGAGACAUAAAACACAGACACAUUCAUUUUCCUGGGAAUGUGCAUUUGUUUGUUUUUUAUUUUGCAAAAAAAGUGGUUAGAAAAAUGUUUAAAAAAAUGUGUGUGUUUCCAUAUGGUGUGGAAAUAAUCCUAUAUUUGGGGGGGAGGGCGGGCAACAUGAUGGGCUGGGUGCAUUUUGUGUGAAAUCACAACAUUGUUUCCACUCCUGUAAAAUACUUUGACCCUUUGUGAAAAACAAAUUAUUUUUUUGUUUUGUUUUGUUAUGUACAUCUAAUAUUUUAGCUGACACGCAUUAGUCCUGUGUAUUUUAAGGUGCUACAUGAGGUAAAACACACACAGUGAAAAAAAAAAUAGUGGAUUAUAGGGAAAUUAAAGAAAAAAGAAAAAAAAAAAAAAGAUUGUAACCAAAUUCUCUUUGUAUAAUUUUUGAUAUUAUGAUCAGAUGGGGAAAUGAAAAAUAAAUAAAUGGUACAAUCUAUAAUAAAACAUGCAAAAAGGGCCACUGUACUUUGUCUGUACAUUGUAUGUACAAUUUAAUCAUUCAUAUUUGUAUCCCCUUCAGUGCCAGAGUGAAGAAGUCUCUUCCUCCCUCUAGCAGUGAAGGCUGAAAAUGUUCAAAAAAAUAACGUAAUUGUGCUUUUUAGUCUUGCAAAACUGUAUGUAGUUAGUUGUGUCCACCUUAUAUUUAUCAAAUAAAUAUGUACUCAGAUGAAACCUG